AUGACAGUCAGCGAAGCCAACGGCACAAACGGAGUCAAUGGAGCUCAGAGCCCACCGGUUGACGUGUCCAUUGCGACGAGUCCCAACGAUGCCGAAGCAAUUCCGGGCCUGUUGAAGGAAAUCAUCGCUGGUGUAGAUGCACUGGAAACCGGCGGCGAUGAAGCCAGGCACGACCUUCUCGUCAAGGCCCGAACCAUGGUUCAGGCUCUCGAGACGCCUAGGGAAACCAUGGUAAAGCACUGCUGGGCACAAACUGGUGCCAUGGCUGGCCUCAUGUUCGGUGUCGACUCUGGCUUGUGGACUUUGAUGGCCAAAAAUGGCGACAGAGCUCAGACAGUUGGCGAGCUGGCUGAGAGCCUUGGGGUUGAUCCUGUCCUCCUGAGCCGUUUGAUGCGUCACUUGGGUGCCAUGGGGUACGUCACCGAGACUGGCGCGGACGAGUACAAGCCUACCAACUACUCGAAAGCCAUGAGCAUUCCCAUCAUUGGCGAUGGUUAUCUCGCCAUGCUUUCCGCCACGAGCGCCGGGCCCAUAAAAUUCCACGAAUACGCCCGAAAACACGGCUGGAAGAACCCAACCGACGCCAAGGACACGCCGAUGAUGUACGCCUACAGCACGGAGAAGGAUAUGUUUGCGUGGCAGCAGUCCCUCGGCUACGGCAUGCACUUCAACCACCACAUGGGAGGAUACCGCCAAGGCCGUCCGCCGUGGAUGGCACCGGGCUUCUACCCGGUGAGGGAGAACCUGAUCGAUGGUGCCGACGAAAGCCCGGACGCCCCCUUCCUUGUCGAUAUCGGUGGCAGCGUGGGCCACGACUUGGCCGAGUUCAAGCGCCGGCACCCCAACACGCCGGGGAAGCUGAUCCUCCAGGAUCUACCUGUCGUCAUCGGCCAGAUCAAAGACUUGGACUCGGAGAUCCAGCGCAUAGAGUAUGACUUCCAUACAGAGCAGCCAGUCAAAGGUGCUCGUGCCUACUACAUGCACUCAUGCCUGCACGACUGGCCGGACGACGUCUGCCAGACCAUCCUGGGGCGCAUCAAGGAGGCUAUGAAGCCCGGGUACAGCAAGCUGCUUAUCAACGAGAACGUCAUCCCGCAGACGGGCGCCUACUGGGAGACGUCGGCCCUCGACAUGGUCAUGUUGACGCUCUUCUGCUCCAAGGAGCGCACCGAGGCCGACUGGCAUCACCUGCUUGAGGAGAUGGCUGGGCUGAAGAUUGUCAAUAUCUGGAGCGGCGGGAAGGGGGUUGAGAGUCUGAUUGAGUGUGAGCUGCCAAGUCUGCCGAACUAG
Molecule: messenger RNA, 1290 nt
Organism: Phialemonium atrogriseum
Lineage: Eukaryota; Fungi; Ascomycota; Sordariomycetes; Cephalothecales; Cephalothecaceae
Product: S-adenosyl-L-methionine-dependent methyltransferase
Exons: 5
Coding region: 1-1290 (429 amino acids)
Molecular function (GO): O-methyltransferase activity
Source: RefSeq, a predicted model, not a curated record